AGCGCGUGCGGACCGAUCGCGUAAUUAAUUGUAGUUCUGGUGGAGGAUAGCCCCGAUUCCGAUACCAAGGUGCCGCCGCCAUGUCGAAGAACUGCAUGAUAACGUUCGACCAGAACGAACAUGGCACCUACUUUACCGGCCAGGUGAUAACCGGCAAGGUGAUCGUCAAUCUGAACAAGACCAAGAAACUGCGAGGAAUCAAAUUGCAAAUCAGCGGAUAUGCCCAGGCACAAUGGCGAGUCCGUCGUCAUGGCCGUGCGGUGGCUAUUCAAAAUCCCAAGAAACGAUCCAAGCACCAGUGCAGCGGAAGGGAGGACUAUAUAGCCUCCACCACAUACCUCAUGGGCUCCGAGCAGGGCAGUAACUUCAACAUGGAUGCGGGCACAUACACCUACACUUUUGCCUGUCCCAUUCCCAAUCAUUGCCCCUCGUCCUUUGAGGGUGCCUAUGGCCAUAUUCGUUACCUGGCCAAGGUCACCUUCCUCAAGCCGGGUGCGUCCAAUCGUACCCACAAUGUGGGCUUCACAGUCCUCAAGCUGCUGGAUUUGAACCAGGAGAGCAAGAUGCUCCGGGAGCCGGCAAGUAACGAAGCCGUUGAGUACUUUUGCCUGAUGCACACGAAACCCGUGCAGCUAAAGGUUACACUGCAGCAGCAGGGUUAUGUUCCGGGUCAGUUUAUGCUGGUUCACGCCCAGGUGCGCAACGAUUCCAACUCCGAUUGUAGCAAAUUGCUAAUUAUGCUGCACCUGCGGGCCACCUACACCGCUGACCAGCCCUCGCUGCGCACCACCUCCGAGAAGAUCAUGCUGGUGAAGAGGGAAUGCGGUCCGGUGCCACAUCAUGGUCAGAAAAACUACACAGAAACGCUGAGGAUCCCAGCCACGGCGCCCACAUGCGAGCACCUGAGCAAGGUGGUGAGGGUGUCCUAUGAGGUUCGAGUGGUUGCCGUGAUGAACUGGUUGAUGGCCAAUCCAAGGGUCAUCAUUCCCAUUACCAUUGGCAAUGUACCUUUGGCUACGGCUGUUUCGGGACCGGAUUUCCUACCCACAACUAGUACCGCCUAUGCAGCUGGAAGUCCGCUGCCUGCCGAUCUGCCCUGCACUUCCACAAGAGCCAUGGAGCUGGCCCAGAUGUCUGCCAGUGGAGUAAGUAACUCUGGUUACGAGAUGACCGAGGAUCUCGAGGACUUUGAGCUGCCAGAGGAUGGGGAUGAUGAACUGGAGGCAACUGACGACUUUGUGCCAGAUUUGCCUCCUCCCACCUACGAACAGGCCAUGUUCAUGACCACUGACAUUGCGGACACGGAUGCAAACACUGUCAGCGAGGCCUCCCAGUUCACGCCCCGUUACCCCGUCUUCGAUGUGGACACCUUCCAGAGCCCUCCCCCAAAUCCUCCUCAAAAGAAGCGUCGUCGCCGUCGUCGACGACCCGCCGAUCCCGGCCAGCAGAAGCAGCAACCGGAAAAGCAGCCCGUAGAGUCGCCCGUGCAGAUUUGAGAGAGCUUUGGGCGCUUUGGGGAAAAUCACAACUACUAUAUCUUAUCUCUCGGCAGUAUUUAUUUCUUUUUUCGGUUUGCCUGUGUACUAACCAGAAUGUUAAUAUAUCCACACACGUAUAUAUGCAUAUAUGUAUGUACCUACGCAAUGGUAAAUAAACAAACAAGAAUAUAAAACUGUCUUAUGGGUGAUAUGAGCGAUAAAUGGCGAUAAUACCGUAGACAGUCAAUGUCAACUCCUUUGAGAUAUUGUAUGACUUAUUUUUUUAUAUCAGCCAUUUUCCGUUGAUUACAAUUUGGAAAAUAAGAAAUACCGACUUAUCAGUGGCGCUUAAAAUAGCAGGUAUGACCU
Messenger RNA from Drosophila serrata, 1847 nucleotides. Its product is annotated as arrestin domain-containing protein 17. Gene Ontology annotation, cellular component: cytoplasm. The record is from RefSeq and is a predicted model, not a curated record. Lineage: Eukaryota; Metazoa; Arthropoda; Insecta; Diptera; Drosophilidae. Gene Ontology annotation, biological process: protein transport.